CCCAAAAUUUUGAAUGGUUAUAUAAACCCUGAAAAGUGCUUAUUUGUUUCCCAGUUCAACCAUCAUAUCUUGUUCAAUUUCUCUCUAGAAACUAGAUGGAUGUACUAGGCGUUCACCAAAUGAAAAACAAGAAGAAGCAGUUUAAGAAAAGAGAUUGUAAGAAAGAUAUUAAAGUGGUUUAUAUUUCAAGUCCCAUGAAGGUGAAGACAUGUGCCUCACAAUUCCGAGCUUUAGUGCAAGAACUCACCGGGAAAGACUCUAACGCCGCCGUCCGCUUCAUGGACAAUGACGACAACGUUUCCGAUCAUUCUCCUGCCUAUUCCGACUCAACGAGGGAUGAUGGUGUUCUUGAAUUGCCUUUCGCAAAUUCCAAUCACCAAUCUAUGUUUGAAUCAUACGAUGAGGGGAGUUUCUGGGGGAUGUUUACAUCUAAUUUGUUUCAUGAUCCUUCUCAGCUCGACACUUUCAGAAGCUUUGGAUCAACUUAAUUUUUUUUUUUAAUAUCUAUAUGUAUAUAUGUAGUUAAUUCUAAUAUAAUAUAGGCUCUUAGUCUAUAAUUUAUGGAAUACAUAUAUAUAGGCAUGCACUUACUCAUUCCUAUUAAUUUAUUUGAGAGUUUCUUUUAUGAUGAACUUUUCACAUUUAUUUUUAA
Molecule: messenger RNA, 652 nt
Organism: Gossypium raimondii (Peruvian cotton)
Lineage: Eukaryota; Viridiplantae; Streptophyta; Magnoliopsida; Malvales; Malvaceae
Product: sigma factor binding protein 1, chloroplastic
Exons: 1
Coding region: 96-488 (130 amino acids)
Source: RefSeq, a predicted model, not a curated record